Molecule: messenger RNA, 4427 nt
Organism: Leucoraja erinaceus (little skate)
Lineage: Eukaryota; Metazoa; Chordata; Chondrichthyes; Rajiformes; Rajidae
Gene: pde3a
Product: phosphodiesterase 3A, cGMP-inhibited
Exons: 17
Coding region: 927-3605 (892 amino acids)
Biological process (GO): positive regulation of oocyte development; oocyte maturation
Cellular component (GO): cytosol
Molecular function (GO): 3',5'-cyclic-AMP phosphodiesterase activity
Source: RefSeq, a predicted model, not a curated record
AGAAAGGGGAGCGGGCCGGAGCUGUGAGGGGCUCGGAGAAGCUCGAGAGUGGAUUUGGAUCCAGCGCGGAGAAGAUGAACACUCCCGAUCGGCCCACGUGUGGCGCAUGGCAGCCUCAAGGCACCCCGGGAUCACCGGAGAUGUCUGCAAAGAAAAGGGAUAUUAUUUUCUAUUGGAAAUAAUGAAGCGUAAAACCUUGGACAGGAAAGCUAAACCACAUUACAAAAGAGUUGGCGGAUCGUGCUAGCAGCAGCCACAGAGCAGAUUGUCCCAAAUGGUACAUGUGGCAGAGUGACAGAAGAGUAUUUGGAACAGACUGUUCCCAUGUUUCUCAAAGCAGCUUCCGCCAGCAAUCUAGUGCCGGGGAGAUUUUGCAUAAGAUUUGCCUCUUUAUCAAGGUGACAGACUUUGGAAUUGGUCAGCGGCUGGAUGGAGCUGAAGGCAGGAGGAACUGCAGGAGCUGGUUUACAAAAAAAAGGACACAGAGUGCUGGAGGAACUCAGUGGGGUUUAGUUUAGAGAUACAGCGCGGAAACAGGCCCUUCGGCCCACCGAGUCUGUGCCGACCAGCUCACUACCGCUGUCCUACACGCACUGGGGACGAUUUUGCACUUAUACCAAGCCAAUUAACUUACAAAACUGUACGUCUUUGGAGUGUGGGGGGGGGAAAGCGAAGAUCUCGGAGAAAACCCACGCAGUCACGGGGAGAACGUACAAACUCCGUACAGACGGUACCCGUGGUCGGGAUCGAACCCGGGUCUCCGGCGCUGUAAGGCAGCAACCCUACCGCUACACCACCGUGCUGCCCUGCGGGUCUGGCAGCAACCCUGGGGAAACGUGGAUAGGUGACUUGGGGACGGGACCCUCGUUAAGACUGGAUCCGGAGUUCCUCCCGUUGCCCACCGAGUGACGUAAUUUGCCCAGAACAUGGUGGAGCGGAGGCCUCUGAGUCAUCCCAACGACCCAGACUUUACAAUCCUUUCACACUGUGAAUGGGAUUAUAAACGUGGAUCACGAGGGUCACAGGAUCUGGACAUCACGGGUAAAGCCAGCAAUUAUUGUCCAUCCCUAUAUGCUGCUGAGAAGAUGGUGUCUUCAGGCACAAGUGUCACCGUCGACAUAGCUGUGAUGGGUGAAGCUCAUGGACUAAUUACAGAUCUUUUGGCCGAACCUUCCCUGCCUCCCAACGUCAGUACGUCGCUGAGAGCAGUCAGCAACCUUCUCAGCACUCAACUCACCUUCCAGCCCAUCCACAAGCCAAGAAUAAACCCCUUGGUUUCCUUCAGCGAGUCCUAUGUGUGUUCGGAUAGUGAAGAAUGCCAAGGAGAGAAGCUUGCCAUCCCAAAGCGACUGAGGAGGAGCUUGCCGCCAGGCCUCCUGAGACGGAUCUCAUCCACAUGGACAACCACAACAUCUGCCACUGGUCUACCCACUGUGGAGCCGGGCCCCGUCAGGAGGGACCGCAGUCUGAGCAUCAAAGCCACUCACGAGGCUCCUGUAGGCAGUUCCUUUAACACAGAGCCUUACAACUGCUCUCCUUCAGUCCUGUUGACUAUUGCUAAAAGUCGAUCGUUCUCAGCCUCCCAUACGAUUGUCAAUGCCAACCACAUGAAUGGCAAACGGCAAAUUCGACAAGGUUACUCUUCCAAUAUCACACCUCUCACCUCCCCGUCCCACUCGCCGAUCCAGGGGACCCCGACUGGAAGCCCCACCUCCAAAACCUCCGCAGUUGAAUUCCCGGACACCGCGGAUAUAAUGACCAAACCAGGGCGGAACCCACACAAGCCGUUGACCUACACUCAGAGUGCGCCAGAUGUAGCGGGGCAGUUCAGGGGCACCUGUGUCAUCUGCAGUAGUUGUGGUCGGCCUUUCAGUAAGCUGAUGCACUCGGACAGCACAGCGGGAAGAGUGGAGACAACAGGGCACUUACCGAGCCGGGCAGACGACCCCACCCAAGCCACCUCGGACUAUGACAGCACCCACGAGACAAACAACAGCGACAGCAGCGACAUCACGCAGAACGAUGAAGACCAGGACUCCUCAGCCAAAGGCUUGGAGCAGUCCCUCACGGGGUCUGGCUGUGGGAUCUACAGGCCCGAGGACAUCACCUUGCUCCACCUCAUCCCAGCUGAGGAGAAACCAAUCCUUGCCCCAGAACCUCUCCUCAUGGAAGAUCUGGAGAUGACAUUCACACAACUGAACAACUGGAAUUUUCCCAUCUUUGAUCUCAUGGAGAUGACAGGCUCAAAAUGUGGCCGGAUCCUCAGCCAGGUAGCAUUCAAACUGUUUGAAGAUACUGGGCUGUUUGAAAUAUUUAAAAUCCCAUUGAAGGAGUUUAUGAACUACUUUCAUGCAUUAGAAAAUGGCUACAGAGAUAUUCCAUAUCACAAUCGCAUCCAUGCGACGGACGUGUUGCAUGCGGUUUGGUACCUCACCACACAACCGGUCCCAGGACUGCAGACCUGUAUCGGUGAUCAUGGCUCCAUGAGUGAUUCAGAUUCAGACAGUGGGAUCACUCACGGACACAUGGGGUUUGCCAUAUCGAAGACCUACAGUGUGACGGAGGACAGGUACGGCUGUGUGAUCGCCAAUGUCCCUGCCCUGGAGCUGAUGGCCCUCUAUGUCGCUGCCGCCAUGCAUGAUUACGACCACCCAGGAAGGACCAAUGCCUUUCUCGUGGCUACCAGUGCACCACAGGCCGUUCUAUACAACGACCGCUCGGUGCUGGAGAACCAUCACGCUGCCUCAGCCUGGAACCUGUUCAUGUCGCAACAAGAGUACAACUUCCUGGUCAACUUGGAUCACGUCGAAUUCAAGCGGUUCCGGUUUCUUGUCAUUGAGGCCAUAUUGGCCACGGAUCUUAAGAAACACUUUGACUUUCUCGCAGAGUUCAAUGCCAAGGUGAAUGAGGAGGUGGGGCCAGGCAUUGACUGGGCAAAUGAAAACGAUCGUUUGUUGGUUUGUCAAAUGUGCAUUAAACUCGCUGACAUCAAUGGGCCCGCCAAAUGCAAGGAGCUUCAUUUGAAAUGGACGGAAGGCAUAGUCAAUGAGUUUUACGAACAGGGUGACGAGGAGUCCAGUCUGGGGCUCCCCAUCAGUCCGUUCAUGGACCGCUCAGCACCGCAGCUGGCAAAGCUGCAGGAGUCCUUCAUCACCCACAUUGUGGGGCCCCUGUGCAACUCGUACAACUCGGCGGGGUUAAUACCGGGGAGAUGGGUGGAGGAGACCGACGGAGAGGAAGAAGACGACGAGGAUGCGGAGACGACAGAAGAGGAAGGAGCAUUGGAAACAACCUCAAGAACAGGACGGGCGCGAUGCGGGAAGCAGGGCAAGGUCUUCUGCCAGAUCAUGCAGCACCUGAUGGACAACCACGAGAUGUGGAAGAAGGUGAUUGAGGAGGAGCAAGAGGAGCGGAGGAAAGUGGAGCCGGAGAGCCCGGACCAGUCCUCGUUGCUGCAGAGCUCAGAGACAAUCCAAGCCAUCACUGAGGAGGAGGAGGAGGAGAAGGAAGAGAAGAAUAGUGAAGGAUCACAACGGAAGUCUGUGCCACUCAGUUCAAUCACAACCCUAACCCAGGACACUUUAGAAGGCGAUAAAAAUGAUUGACCUGCGGUGCUGACUUUUAUUUUAUUUUUGUUCCCAGCACACUCUGACACAAUACUGUAGAUGUGUAGGACAAGGUGCCUACAGCUGUGAUGACAUUAUACAGAGCCGCAGCCAAGACUGAAUGAACACUCUGACGGAGGAAGCCUCUGUAAUGCAUCACCCGCUGAUUUAGACUGUAAACACACAAUUGCUAUCAGUACAAUUCCGGUGCACUUUCUCAUUGAGCUGUCUUGUUUAAUAUUGCUUGAUACACACGUAUGUAACAAACAAAAACACGCAACAACUGUGAGUAUCAAAUGAGGGAUGACUUACUUGUGAAGCGUAGGCUUUGCAAAAAACAUCGCUGUGGUGUUACAUCCGUAACCUUUGCUCUACUUCUGAGCGAAAGUCGAUAGCUUUAUCAGUAUUCUGAUACAGCCUGACGAUAUAUAUUUUUUUGUGUAUAUAACCUUAUAGCUCAUUAGCUUUGUAUAGGCAACCUCUCGAAGCGUUGCUGCAGUACUUGUACAUUGCCAAAACACCUUGAACAAAUGUUUUAGAAAAAGCCUGGCAGACACACGAUGGGCUCAUGUUCACUUUAUAAAGAGUACCUACUACAAGCCAAACUCCUAGUCAAGAAUUUAUAUCCAUUUUGAAUAUUUUUACUGUUUAUUUACAUUCAAUAAUAAUUAUUUGAAGAAGACGACAGGUUAUUUGUAGAUACAAAGAACGUUUUCUAAUGGCUUUUUGUAUAUAGCGAGCUCUUAAACCAGUUUUUUUUGUGAUUUUGUAAAGAUGACUAUGAAAAGUUCACACUUAAAAAUACAUUCUUGUGAUACUGUC